Messenger RNA from Microthlaspi erraticum, 549 nucleotides. The record is from the annotation of a GenBank genome assembly. NCBI's taxonomy places the organism in Eukaryota, Viridiplantae, Streptophyta, Magnoliopsida, Brassicales, Brassicaceae.
AUGGGGAAUAGACUUCAUGGGACCUUUCAAAGCCUUCCUCAAACGGGCACAACUACAUUUUGGUUGCUGUGGACUAUGUGUCCAAAUGGAUUGAAGCCAUUCCCCUGCCCAGCCUGUGAUGCUAAGGUUGUUAUCAAACUGUUCAGAACCAUCAUCUUUCCAAGAUAUGGCAUCCCAAGGGUUGUUAUUUCGGAUGGAGGUUCCCAUUUCAUCAACAAGGUGUUUGAGAAGUUGAUGAAGAGUUAUGGAGUCAAGCACAAGGUCGCUACACCUUAUCACCCUCAAACCAGUGGGCAAGUUGAAGUCUCCAACAGACAGAUAAAGGCCAUAUUGGAGAAGACUGUGAGCUUCACUAGGAAGGAUUGGGCAGCAAGGCUUGAUGAAGCACUUUGGGCUUAUAGAACAGCUUACAAAACCCCCAUUGGAAGGUCUCCUUUCAACUUGCUGUAUGGAAAGGAUUGCCACUUACCUGUGGAGGUCGAAUACAAGGCUUUAUGGGCAGUAAAGAUGCUGAACUUUGAUAUAAAGGCAGCACAAGAAAGAGGGUAA